GUUAAAUGUUUUGACGUUUCAAUGUUUUCUUCGUUUUGUAAAUUUUGUACCUAUGAACAAUUUUGGUUCUACUGACCCCCAUAAACUGUGAGCAUGAAAGAUUUAUAAAAAAAUAACGAAAACACCCAGUUAAAAAUGGAAACAGAACAUUUAUUGGCCCUAAAAGUGAUGCGGCUCACUCGGCCCACUUUAGCCAGUCCCCUACCUAUAACCUGUGACAGUAAAGACUUGCCAGGUAAUUUAUUAAAUAAUGCAUUGCAACAGGACCCCACAUCGGUCCCUGGUUCGGAAACUAUAGCAGUGGGGCAAUUUCUCCUUUUACCACAAAACCCUGUAGACAUUUACUUGGGGGAAACGUUCUCAAGUUAUAUUUGUGUAUUUAGUGAAACUAGUCAGAUUGUUUAUAAUGUUAGUGUUAAGGUAGACUUACAGACAAGCAGUCAAAGGCUCCAACUAUCAAAUAAUCCUCCUACACCUCAAUUGAGCAGUGAUGAGACAAUUAAUACAGUCAUUCAUCAUGAGGUUAAAGAAAUUGGCACCCACAUAUUGGUUUGUGAAGUAACAUACCAAAAUGCAAUUGGUAUCCCACACACUUUUAGGAAGUUUUUCAAAAUCACAGUUUUAAAACCUCUGGAUGUAAAAACGAAGUUUUACAAUGCAGAGAAUGAUGAUGUCUGCUUGGAGGCCCAAGUUCAGAACAUCACCAGUGGCCCCAUUUGUUUGGAAAAAGUUUCCUUGGAUGCCUCACAUUUGUUUAAUGUAACAUGUUUAAACACAACUGAAGAUGGAGAGAGCAUAUUUGGUAUAUUUACAUUAUUGCAACCCCAAGCAAUAACCCAAUAUUUAUACUGUUUAUCGCCGAAUGAAAAAUUAGUGGCAGAUCUAAAGUCUCUCAGUGGAGCGACGAAUAUUGGUAAACUCGAUAUUGUCUGGAGAUCAAAUUUAGGUGAAAAAGGACGAUUGCAAACCAGCCAGUUACAAAGAAUGGGUCCCGAUUUUGGAGACAUCCGAUUGUCAAUCACUGAACUGCCCAAUUUUGUUAUGCUUGAACAGCUUUUCACUUUUAAGGCGAAAUUAACUAAUAAUGGUGAAAGAACGGUGGACUUUAUGCUUCACUUGGAAAACACGGAAAACAUUGCAUGGUGUGACAUUUCAGGCAUAAAAUUGGAUCCAUUACCUCCACACAGUUGUAAAAUAUUGGAGUUUAAGUGUAUUCCUUUGGUGCCUGGUUUGAGAACCAUUUCAGGGAUAAAAUUGGUGGACACUUUUUUGAAAAGGACUUAUCCCUAUGAUGAGUUGGGUCAAGUUUUUGUGUUUGUUGACCAGAGAGGGUCUAGAGAUGUACAUUAACAUUCGAAGAGAACAGAGAAGAAAGAGGAAAGGUCACAUUAUUAAUGUUUUAAAAAAAAAUUUAAUUUGAAAAUUUGAAAUCAAAUUCUGCGUUACUUAUCAACAGAUUUAACGAGCUAAUACUUCGUAGUAAUAUUUGGGUAAGAACGUUUAAUUGCAAUAAUGAAAUUUUUUUUUUGAAGUUCAAAUAGUUAGUUUAUUGGGUAAUUAUAUGGAAUAGCGGCUUUUGCGAAAAUUGGAUAUGGAUAUAUAUUUUUUACUAAGAGUGGCUAAAAGCCAGAUUUCAACAGGACAAGGGUGUUAUCACGCACUAAGUCACUGACGGCCGCAUGCGGGUUACGUAUCAGUUUGUCCAAUUUUAAUGCUAUGAGACAUAUUAAUCAUUAGUAUAAUUCUGUUUUCGAUUAGUUUUCUCAACAGGCAUGUGAAAAUUGAGGUGAGGUUGGGGAGAAGGCUUAAGCUGCAAAGCGAUAAAACGCAGUCGACGACAGAACUUGCAACACCCCACCCCAGGGACUCCCAACCCAACCUAAUCUCAGUUGUUACAAUUGGAGGGUCAAAAUUCUUAAUUUUUUUUAAGGUUCCCUGCAAUCCUCUCGAUAUUGAAGAUUUUUCAAAAUUUGUACAGCCUUUCUUAACAGAGCAAAUACUCUGUGGGCGGUACUACAUUUCUCCAUGACAUAGCGGCCGAAAAGUGUUUUUUAGAGUAUCAGGGUAUUAUCGGAUAAAGGUAAAAAUGUUACGAAGUUUGCCUGGAUAUAGUUGUUUUUGAGAGUAAAUACAAUUUUCUGCGAUUUAGUGAUACUUUGUUUGCAUCAAACCAAGCCCUUGCCAUCUUCUCUGCCCCUAAUGCCUUCCACUGGGCUACUAUAACAUAAGAGUUUGUUAAGUGGUAUUCUGUUAUUGUGUAUUUGCCCCAUCUUCAAAAUUAUCCAUAAUUGUUGUCAAAAGAUCCAGGAUAGCCUGGACAGUACCUCUUCCCCAACUAAAGCCAAAUUGGAAGUCGGAAAAUAAGUUAUUCUUCUCAAAUUACGAGGAAAUCUGGCCGUCCAUGCACUUGCGCAUCACGUUCGACAGAAUAGGAAGUAGAGAUAUGGGGCGGUAGUUUCAUACAUCGCGUGCUCAUUCCGCUUUUUGAAGAACGUCUGGAACCUCUACUUUUUUAAGACAUUAAUUGACAGAUUUACCAACUUUGUCAAUGAAACAAUUUUAAUACUAAAACCGUAAUUGUCCGUGCUGUUUUUAACUUUCAAGCUGUUAAUAAUCGCCGACAUCCGUUUUCAGUACCAUCAUUAAAACAGAAAGUGAAGGUUUUGGAGAGAUUUAGACGCCUUAAAUUUUCAAUUGGAUCAAUAUUUGUAUGUUGCAUUUUAUUAAUUAAAUUAGUAGUAAUUACACAUUGUUCGCAUUGAACUUUUAGCAGUUAUUUGCUUUUAAUUUUUCACAUUUUAUUGCCUCACGAUACUGUUUUUCGAAGUUUUUAUGCUCUGCCCAAUUUUCGAGUGUUAUACGCAUCACAAAACUUCUUUAAGAAGUGCAAUCUCUCUCAUCUGUCGCAAACCAUCAGUAGACCAUUUUACUUAAUGUGGACUAUUUUGUUUUAUCUUGUAAGCUUCUUCUGGUAUACAGCUUAGGUAUGCUGAGCCAAGAAAGCUGAAAAACAGGGAGAACUUCCUAUCCGCUGAUAAAUGAUAAUAAUAAUAAUAAUAAUAAAUGUCGUUUAUUCAAAAUUUACAGGUGUAGUUAACAAUAAUAACAUUCUAUAAUUAAGUAACCGAGAAGCAGGGCGCAGUCUAGCUAAGGCAGCUACUCUACUGAACUCUACUCAACGGUCAUAAGCUUAAGUUGGCAGGUUAUUGUAAAGUUUAAUGGCAUUGUACGUAAAAGAACGUUGAAAUAUUGCAGUCGAAUGACGAGGAAGUGUCAUCCUCUCUGGAAAUCGGAUCUCUCUUGUGUGAACGUUUAAACGAGGAACAAAUUUAUUCCGUAAAGUGGAGGGAAGGGAGGGGUUUAAUAAAACUUUAAAUAAAAAAUUACCUAAGUGUAACUCUCUGCGCCUGUCCAUCCUCAACCAGUUAAUUGCUAUAAUUUUAUAUAGUUAUAAUAUAAUUUUAUAAGGGGUUGAUAUUUGGAAUAAUGAGCAGUACUAUGUGGAUAAUCAUUUAGUAUUAACGAAGAUAAAAUGGUGUCGACUUAAUAAAUCCUAUCUAUUCCUUUCAGAAUACUAGACGCCGCACAAUCUAUAACAACAUAAUCCGUUGGCCAUCAACUGGUACACAAUUGUAAUUUUUUUAAUAUUGACUAUAAUAUUCUAGACUAUCUGCACUCAUAUAGUUUCUCCCAUAAGAAUAUCAUCCAACUUUAAAUGAGAUAAAUGUUGAGCACGACAUAAUAUGUCGUACUAUAUUAUAGUAAUCACUAUUAAAUUGAAGACCAUUUUCAAGUGCGAAUUCUAUUGGUUUUUUCUGUCCCUAAUUCAAGAAACUAUUUUUUAUUUUCAUGAUUUUUUUGUAGUACAACUGGUUUCUCUAUAUUUAUUAGUUUAGAAUUUUUAAAACAUUUUGGUCAAUUUUCUUUAGUUGCUUAUCAAUUUCAAGUUUUUUCCUUUUAUUUUUUAAUUCGGUAUUAGGAUUAAAUGGUUUUUUUUCUAUGGAUAGUUUUUAGAUUAGAUCUUAUCUUCAUGAUCAGCCUGUAUUAAUCCACCCCUGGACAUAGGCCUCUUCCAUGUUGACCUGUUUUGUGCUGGAAGCAUCCAGUUCCUUUUCGAUCUUCUCUGUAUGUCAUCUUAGCAUGGGUCUGCCUCUGCUUCUCUUUGUUCUCCGUGGUCUCCACUGCAUCAUGAUUUUCUCGUCAUUUCGUGCAACGUGUCCUACCAAGGCCACUUGUUUUUUGCAUGUAGUUUAUUAUAAAAUAUGACGUAACUCAUAGAAUAUGUUUUUUUGGUUCUUGUUCUGAUAUCCUCGAUCUUAUACGACUUUGAAUUUUGGUUAUGAAACGACUUAGCUUCAAAUUUCUCUUUCCGUUUAAAAUUUCAUAUCUUACGGUUUUAAGCCAAGCCAAACUCACACAUUGCUAAAUCUACCGCAUUUUACGAUCUUUGACCAUAAAGGAGCAAAUGGCAUGAUCCGCUUUAAUAAAUAGUGAACAAAUUCUUUGGACAUAAAUGCAUUUUUAUCAUAUUUUAUUUCACUUUGUCUUAAAUUUUUUGAAGAACUCUUCAUAAAUUCUUACCAAGAACGAGAAAAAAUGGGCAAGUGGAAUAUUCCUCUCUAAUUAAAAUGUCAUCUAUGUAAACUUAUUCGGUAAGUGAUUUGUACAGUCUUAUCUUCUAUGACGAUAAGUAGAAGAUUUGCUUAUGUUUAAUGUGGCUAUUCAGCUAAACAAAAAUGAAAGAGUGCAGUAAAGAUGUAAAUUCGUUACGUUACAUCCUUUUCCGCUAAUAUUUUCAAAGUAACAGUAAGAGAAAUUUUAAAAGUACAUGGCAAUACAUUCAUAAUUAUCUCGCUUCAUGGUAUCUAUACAUUCGUUUUCGUUGGUAAAAUACUUCUUCGUUAGCCUCGUGUAUUAAAUUAGGUAUUGAAGCUAUUCAGGAUUUUUUAGUUCUAAAUACAUCCUGUGUAUUGGUUCAACGUAUCAUAUUUGUUAGGUCUAGCUAAGGGUUUCCUGGCUAGUAUGUAAGCAAUUGGUAACAUUCUAUAACCAAUGACACAGUUAUAAAUUGAGGCGGUUAGAUGCAAAGGGGUGUAAGUACACAUUUAUGCAUUUUGAGAAAAACUUGUUCAAAGUUUAAGCUCUGAAAAAAAAAUCACGGCGAUUUAAAUAGAAUCAACCUAUUUUUUUUUAACUUUUUAAUGUAUGUAAAGAUUAUUUGCAUAUAUUUUAAUGCACUUAAGUUGGUAAUUUGAUGAAUACAGGGCUUAAAGUAAAGGUGUGUAUCACUUACACCCCUUUGCAUCUAAGAGUGGAAUUUUAUUUUUAUUUAACACUUUAUUUUUGAAUAUUACUUAUAUUAUAAUCUGCUUUAUUUCUUUACCUAUGAUUGCUAAAAUGAAUGCAAGCCAUUUUGUAAAGGGGGAUCGUAAAUUAUUAUAAAAUAGUUAAAUAACAGACUGAUAUAAUCGAAAGUUUAUUGACAAAAAGUCAAAACACUCACUCCUUCUAUUCAUCAUCGGAUUCCCAUUCAGCUGAAAUAUUUUCAGAAUUUUCUGCAACUGUGUAUCUUUGGCUAGUGGUGGCCUCGCUUCUUUCUUCUCCAUUUUCGUUUGUUGCUGAGGCUACAGUUUUUUUCGCGGUUCCUUGGUGUUUUAGUGAUGAAUAAAA
This is a messenger RNA of Anthonomus grandis grandis, 5670 nucleotides long. Its product is annotated as trafficking protein particle complex subunit 13. The record is from RefSeq and is a predicted model, not a curated record. Gene Ontology annotation, cellular component: TRAPPIII protein complex. Bases 136 to 1350 code for a protein of 404 amino acids. NCBI's taxonomy places the organism in Eukaryota, Metazoa, Arthropoda, Insecta, Coleoptera, Curculionidae. The transcript is spliced from 6 exons.